This is a messenger RNA of Suillus clintonianus, 1106 nucleotides long. RefSeq lists its product as uncharacterized. The record is from RefSeq and is a predicted model, not a curated record. The coding region runs from base 308 to 916 and encodes 202 amino acids. The transcript is spliced from 2 exons. NCBI's taxonomy places the organism in Eukaryota, Fungi, Basidiomycota, Agaricomycetes, Boletales, Suillaceae.
AUAUGUUAGAUCUAGCUAGAACGAAGGGUGACAUAGGAACGAAAGCACUCUAGACCGCUGGGACCUGGGUGCCUCCACCUUGACCAUAACCGCUACACAAUCAGCUGCAGUGGACGGUCCACCCAAAGCGCGAGUACAAUGGACAUGUCCUAUUACAUCCGCACUUCAAAGCUGCCGCAAAACAAAAUUCUACUAGGGCUUGCACAUAAAUAAAGGUCAUCGAUGAAUUAAACCUCGUACUAUCCCAUCGUUGAUCUAUCUGCCGUGUCUGUCAUAUCUAUCAUCUGCAAUUUCGCCUUCUUCUAAGAUGUUUAACGGCUCCACACCCUAUAACGUCGAAAUCAUCCAGCUUUGGCGAGGCAAAAUAGGGCCCUACAGGCACUUUCCCCUUCACUGGGUGAUCUACGUCGAAACCGAUCCUGGUAUCGGAAACACAUACCAGGUCGUGGGAAACCCGGACAACUACGCCACAGACAUCAAACUCAACCAGCCAUACGAAAAAUCAGACAACUGGCGUGGAAGUUUCAGCGUCGGAACAGUGAACUGGGUCCAGCUCGGCGAAAUGGAGAGAAUCAUCUCAAGAGUUCAGAUUAUGCACGACAUUCCCGGAUGGAACAGCCAGGAUUGGGUAGCAUCUGCUCUCUUCUCUCUCAAGUGCUCGGGGUUUUUUGGCAUCACGUCGGAAGUCGGGGUCCUGGAACUUGCAGACAAAAUGUGCUGGCUGCUGGAGGGUUGGCCCGGGGUUGAGAAUAUGGUCGAAUUUAUCGGUGGAGACGAUCUGGCGUGCGUAAUUGCCAACCGACAUUUCAAGAAAACGCACAAAUUGGUGUGGAGGGCGCCUGAAUACGGUCAUAUGCGCGAGUGGUUGAAAGAAUCUUGUCGUAAUACCUGCCACGAUUUCUGUGGAGCAUUAUAGACAUCGUCUUGCAUUCUCCAUUUGUAGUUUUGUAUCAUCAUAUUGAUUAUCAGAGUCGUUCCCGAUGGUAGAAGUGGCGUAAGCUUUGGGUGUUGGGCUUUCCAGAUGGCUCGGAACGGCCUGAUUCCAUUCCUCGAUGGCAAGCCGUAGCUUGGGUGAUGUACACAAAAAACCGAGCUGGCGUACGUGC